AUGCACGCACUCUAUUAUUUUGCAGAUAGUGUUUCCACGGAGAGGCAUAUACUAGGGGACGGUGGCCCCGAAUACAGUCCGCACGUGCUACAUCACUGGGAGUUGGCUAAGCCGGACUCUUGUCUCCGUCUUGCGUUGACGGCCUAUUCGCAUGCCCUGAUAGGACGAAAAAGGGACGUGAGACAAGCCCUUUGCCUUGCUCAAAGAGUAUACGCAAAGGCCGUGGAAGAGAUUCAGAACGCCAUGAGCACCAUAUCGGGCGAUACGAUCUAUCAGGUGAUGCUAGCCAUGAUGCUAAUGGGCGGCUAUGAGAACGUCAUGUACUUUGCCAGAGAAUCUCCAGCAUUACCUGCUGACGCUAUCGGUUCCCGUUUCUGGAAGAGCGUCUGUCAUGAGAAGGGUGCGGCCAGUCUUCUCAGUGCACGUCGCGAGAGAGGCUUCGAAGCAGAUACAGAGUUGGAUAAGGCGAUUCGUCAAAAGUGUCUUCGUAUCAUCAUCCUUCGCGGAGGAGCAAUGCCGGCUUGGUUGGAAGAUGGCUCGGACUGGGGCGAAGAAGGACAUGAGUUGGAGCUGGACUCACUCAUUAUCCGUGUUUUGACUUUGAGGAACAAAUCAGUAUCUUUCUUGAGAGAUAUGGAUGGAAAAACCCCAGAAAUCAUUGAAAAGGUCAAGUCGAUUGCCAUGGAAGCAUAUACGCUCGAUUAUGAUCUCGCUUUAUGGCCAUUGGGGCUUGCUCAAGACUGGAGGUUUCAAGUCGGCCGCAAUAACUCACAGCCAGGUUUGAACGCAGCAGAUGUCCGCGCAAAAUCCCCUUUGCAUACUUACUCUUCAGUUGGCCAUGCAGCAAUUUGGAAUCGAUACCGCGCUCUUCGUCUAAUCACAAAUAGCAUUCAGAAACGAGCCUUCUUUGCAAUUCGGUCGCUACCUGAUGCUUCCUUUGCAUAUGCGAAUAUACAGAGAUGCCAGGUUAACAUUAACAAUCUUGCUGUCGAUCUUCGUUAUGGUGUAGAGUUCUCUCUCACUUGCCAAGCCCCUACUAGAGGUGCUAAAGCUACCACAUCUAUUGAUACGCCUCAUCCAAGUGUAGCUGCAUUACUAGCAUGGCCGUUAACUGUGGCCGUGAGCGUUGAUGCUGUCGAGCCUCUAGAGAAAACUUGGAUGAAGGCUGCCUUGAAGGCCGUUGCACGAUCUUUGGGGCACACGCUACUGGAAUCCGUCAGUGACCAUGGAGAGUUCAAGUUUUGA
Molecule: messenger RNA, 1245 nt
Organism: Trichoderma aggressivum f. europaeum
Lineage: Eukaryota; Fungi; Ascomycota; Sordariomycetes; Hypocreales; Hypocreaceae
Exons: 2
Coding region: 1-1245 (414 amino acids)
Source: RefSeq, a predicted model, not a curated record